Messenger RNA from Penicillium samsonianum, 1257 nucleotides. Its product is annotated as fungal specific transcription factor domain-containing protein. The record is from RefSeq and is a predicted model, not a curated record. The transcript has a single exon. NCBI's taxonomy places the organism in Eukaryota, Fungi, Ascomycota, Eurotiomycetes, Eurotiales, Aspergillaceae. Gene Ontology annotation, biological process: DNA-templated transcription. The coding region runs from base 1 to 1257 and encodes 418 amino acids. Gene Ontology annotation, molecular function: DNA binding; zinc ion binding.
AUGGCGAGGAUUGUCCAAAACGCCUGUGCUGGCAUCGAUUUAACCCCCUCGGAUGAGGCAUUACUAUUCUCUGUGUGUUAUGCCGCUGUGGCUAGCAUGAGAGCGCACACUUGCCCUUCCAUACUUGACACCGAUUACGAUACAGCCAUCCAAGACUGCAAAAAAGCGGUGAGCCAGGGGCUUCGCCGAGCCAACUUCAUCAAUUCCCAGAGCCUGUCAGCUCUCCAAGCGGCCGUUCUGUUCUUGCUAUGUUAUCGAGUCGGUGGUGAUACACGUCUUGUAUGGGCCGAAUCUGCCGUCGUGAUACGAGUUGCACAAGCACAAGGCGUCCACCGCGAUGGGCGGAAUUUUUCAUUACCACCCUUAGUAACAGAGAUACGCCGUCGGUUAUGGUGGCAUAUCUGCAUGCUUGACAUGUUGUCUUCGGGAGACCAAGGCGUCGAUACCCAGAUUAGACCUGAAAUGUUCGAUACACAGUUUCCGAGUAAUGUCGACGAUGAUGAUAUUGCUCUGUAUAUGACAGAUCAGCCACUACCGAAGAUUGGCUUCACAAAUACCACCAUCUGCAUCAUGAACUGCCAGAUCAUGACGGAAAUGCUCUGGCCGCGUCAGGGUGGAUACUCGGAUAUGUCUACACAUUCCCGUGAGAAUCUCGUCACAGCUCUAGGGAAGAGUCUUCAUGAACAGUAUAUCGAUCAUUUCAACCUGGAUAUCCCAAUUCAUUGGGUAGUCGCAACUAUCGUGCGACUUCAACUCUCCAAGGCGUGGCUGGCGACUCAUUUCCAGUCAUGCGAAGACUCGGACGUGGAGGCCUUCCGCCACGACAACCGUAUCUUCGAGACCGCUGUUGAGCUUGUGCAGUUCUCCUAUCUCCUGCAAACCAACGAAGGAACGUCACAGUGGAGCUGGCUAUGUAAAAGCUACAAAGAAUGGCAUGUGGUCGCUUUUCUACUUUCCGAGCUGUGCUUGCGUCCACUUAGUCCUGAAACUGACCAUGCUUGGGAUGUCGUGACCAAAAUAUAUACUUUGUGGCAGCAUGAUAUGCCGCGUACUGAUGCCAUGCUUCAGAAGCCCUUGGACCGGCUCAUGGCACGCACGGCCUCAUCGCGAGCUGGUAGACAGGGGCAGGAUGGCCAGACACCAUUCAGUGGAGAGGCUUUGUCCGAUAUGUCUGAUGUGUCUUUUGGAUUGGGUGGUGACCCCGAUUCUGAUUUGCUAUUCUCUGGUCUGGACUGGCUUGCUGGGUCCUUAUUUUAG